Messenger RNA from Tympanuchus pallidicinctus (lesser prairie-chicken), 10912 nucleotides. It is a transcript of the gene IKZF2, whose product is annotated as IKAROS family zinc finger 2. Bases 368 to 2059 code for a protein of 563 amino acids. Gene Ontology annotation, cellular component: nucleus. The transcript has 9 exons. NCBI's taxonomy places the organism in Eukaryota, Metazoa, Chordata, Aves, Galliformes, Phasianidae. Gene Ontology annotation, molecular function: DNA-binding transcription factor activity; RNA polymerase II cis-regulatory region sequence-specific DNA binding. Gene Ontology annotation, biological process: regulation of transcription by RNA polymerase II. The record is from RefSeq and is a predicted model, not a curated record.
CGGGUGCGCGCUUGCGUGCGCCUCAGUGUAUGUGCGCGUAUGUGUGUGUGCGUGUGUGUGUGUGUGAGGGAGUGAGUGAGUGCGCGGUGCUCGUGUGUGUGUGUGAAGGCGGCGGGCGGAUCGGUUUCUCGGGGUUUGACCAGCUGUCCCAGGCUAACCCUGCUCUCCGAAGAUGGAGGAAGUGCCGGCAGGAUUACCCUUAGCGACCGCGCCGCUGCCUCAGUUUCCAUAGGCGGCCGCGCACGGGCGCGGGGCGGCGGCACUAAUAAAAACACAAACAAAAGGGGCAUGGAAGUGAUCCACUGCCUGCGCGGCUGAGGUGUCUUUGAGGGUGUACUUUUCUGCCUUGCAGCACUGCACUUUGACUAUGGAAGCAGAGGCUGCUGAUGGAUAUAUAACAUCAGGUGACAAUGAGCUUUCACCCGAAAGGGAGCACUCCAGCAUGGCUAUUGACCUCACCUCAAGUACACCCAAUGGGCAGCAUACCUCACCAAGUCACGUGGCAAGCACAAAUUCAGUGAAGGUAGAAAUGCAAAGUGAUGAGGAAUCUGACAGGAAGACCUUCUGUCAGGAAGAUGAGGUCAGGGUUCUCGAUGAAGGAAGCAGCCUGGAAGAGCCCCUCGCUGAGAAUAACGAGAUGACGGAUAACAGAAAGAUUCAGGAGCUAUCGAGCGAGGGAGGAAUCCGGCUUCCGAAUGGUAAACUGAAAUGUGACGUCUGUGGCAUGGUUUGCAUUGGGCCCAAUGUGCUAAUGGUACAUAAAAGGAGCCACACUGGUGAACGUCCCUUCCACUGCAAUCAAUGUGGAGCUUCUUUUACCCAGAAGGGGAACCUGCUGAGGCACAUCAAGUUGCACUCUGGGGAGAAACCGUUCAAAUGUCCCUUCUGCAGCUACGCCUGCCGACGGAGGGACGCCCUCACCGGACACCUCAGGACCCACUCCGUUCCAGGUAUAGAGAUGGCACUGCAGGAGGAGAUUCCUGGCCAGAGCAGACCACUGAACUACAGCAGUGAGCUCCUGUAUAUGUCGCAGGACCUCUUACCCUCUACAAUGGGGAAGCCUCACAAGUGCAACUACUGUGGCCGGAGCUACAAGCAGCGCAGUUCGCUGGAAGAGCACAAGGAGCGCUGCCACAACUACAUGCAGAAUGUGGGCAUGGAGGCCGCCGGGCAGGUCCUGAGUCACCACGUACCUCCUAUGGAAGAUUGUAAGGAACAAGAGCCUGUGAUGGACAACAAUAUUCCUAUGGUGCCUUUUGAGAGACCUGCUGUUAUAGAGAAGCUGACAAGCAACUUGGGAAAGCGUAAAAGCUCCACCCCACAGAAGUUUGUGGGUGAAAAGCUCAUGAGACUUGGCUAUCCAGAUAUUCACUUUGAUAUGAACCUAUCCUAUGAGAAGGAGUCUGAGCUGAUACAGUCUCAAAUGAUGGACCAAGCCAUCCACAAUGCAAUCGCCUACCUUGGAGCUGACUCACUUCACCCCCUGAUGCAGCACACGCCAAGCACAAUUGCUGAGGUGGCUCCGGUCAGCAGCUCACCUUAUGCUCAGGUCUAUCAUCCUAACAGGAUAGAAAGGCCCAUCAGCAGGGAAACAGCUGACAGUCACGAGAACAACAUGGAUGGCCCGAUCUCCCUCAUCAGACCAAAGAGUCGAACCCAAGAUAGAGAGGGCUCCCCUAGCAAUAGCUGCCUGGAUUCUACUGACUCAGAGAGCAGCCACGAAGACCGCCAGUCCUACCAAGGAAACUCUGCCUUAAACCCCAAGAGGAAGCCAAGCCCGGCUUAUAUGAAGGAGGAUGCCAAGGCUUUGGAUGCCACAAAAGCUUCUAAGGGCUCUUUAAAGGAUAUCUACAAGGUCAUCAAUGGAGAAGGGGAGCAGAUCAGGGCUUUCAAGUGCGAGCACUGUCGCGUUCUUUUCCUGGACCACGUCAUGUACACCAUCCACAUGGGCUGCCACGGCUACCGGGACCCGCUGGAGUGCAACAUCUGUGGCUACCGAAGCCAGGACCGCUAUGAGUUCUCAUCGCACAUUGUUCGAGGGGAGCACACAUUCCACUAGGCCUUCUCAUCCAAAGGGGACUCUUAUGAAGUAGAAGAACUGCACAUGAAGAAAUACUGCACUUACAGUCCCACUUUUCCUCAGACAUUGAGACGCCUGUUUUGUUGUUGUUGUUGCUGUUGUUGUUGUUGCUGUUGUUUAAUUAAUAUUAUUGUUAACCUUAUUUUUUUGUGGACUCAUUUUCAUUUGCUUUGCCCGGCUUAAGAAUGGAAAGAAGGAAGGGAAAGGGUAAAAAGGGGGGGGUUGUCGUUGCUGUCACUUGUUGGGGGAUGACCUGAUGUGUUUCUAGUGGGAGCUGAAAGGCAGUCUGUUUCUGUCUCAGCUGUAUAUCAUGUCCUAUUUUGGGAUGUUGCUCAACCCUGCUAGGUGCUUUAAAGUCUUGACGAGUUGCCACUCAUUUGUAAUUUCAGACAAACAGAAACAUUUCAGAGGAGAGCCUUUUUUUACAUGUGCAGAUAUGGUGUGGGCUUUCGGUGGCUGGAAUUCCUUAUUUUGCAGAAUGAACAAUUAUUUUUAAAGGAAAACUGCUUAGGGAUUUAGGAGCAUCAAUCAAAAUCAUCAUUCCUUUCAAAAUUACUUUCUAGGGUGAGCUUUUUUCCUGGAUGCAGUGUGUACUGCCCCUGUAGAAUGUAAAGAAAAAAAAAGGGGAAAAAAAAAGAAGAAGAAAAAAAGCAAAGAAACGUAAGUCUUAACACUGUACUGCAUAACAGCAGCUUAGUUUCGUAAGUCUGAGGGCCUUCUGUGGUAAGUCUGAGGCUCUGCAUUGUUAUUUUCCUUAACUUACAAAGCACCUUUUUUAGAAUUGUUGAUUUGCUGUUACUCCAUGCCUAUGUGUUGACUCACUGGCUUCUUAGAGACCCUUGGGAGCCUUAAUUAUUUAGAUACACCCUAUGGUUUAAAAAAAUCUAAUUUACAAAUAAUGUUUAAACUUGCUUCUGGGACCGUAACUGGCCUAGGAGUGGGUGAGAGUCUGUAGUUUACUCAAGAGGUUCUGCUGCUCUUCUAAAAUAGUUCUAUUUUAAAAUGACAGAGUUGAAAAUAACAAAAGUACUACUAGCAAAGUGUUCAUUUAAUAUAAUUAUAUGUCUAUAUACACCUAUAUAACUACUUUCUCAUUCUAUUGUCACAGUGUUAACCUCCAGGCAACAGCCUAAACUAAUACUGGCAGCUGAGAAAGAACUAGGGGCCAGAUCAUUGGCCAGCAUUAAUCCUCUUAGCUCCACUGACUUUAAUGGAACUCCCCCGACUACUUUAGCCACAUCAGAAUCUGAGUCUUGAUCACUUUUUUCUGUAGUUGACAUCUUAUUUGCUGAACCAGUGACUUCCUUUUGUUUUCAUGUCAUCAACUGUCCUUUAACAUAGGAGCGAAAGCACAGGUUUUGCUGAACGGCCUUUGCUCUUGGGGAGCACACCAGCUCUGCAAACACACAGAUCUCGUAUGACCUUCCCUGCAUCUUCAGCAAUUGAUGCAUGGAGGUUCUGUGCUUUGGUUUCAAUUGAAAUUUCGUUUCUAUUCAAAAUGUAUUUAUUUCACUGCAUAGAAAACAAAUGAAACAGAUUCCAUUGCAAUUUCUUGCCCUACAGACUGGACAAGAGCAACCAAAAAAACCAACACGCCAGUGUGUUUUGUUUCCUUUGUUUCUCUCCCCAAAAGUAACAAAGCCAGCAACCACCCAAGUCGCAGGUUGCAUCAGCUAAAAACUGGGCUUAAACCUAUGUGACAGAUUGCCAUUGAAACCCAACUGUUUGUACCAAUCACAAGUGAAAUGUUGUUGUCGUGCAACAAGAGCACAGCUUGAGAAUGGAAAGAAUUGCAUGAGUUUAACCCCCUCCAUGCAAGUGGUCUCCAUGCGCUCAGUGAGACCUGCUCCAAAAUAUAAAGUAACUGAAGUAUAAGAGAAGGAGCAAGAUCAGGCCAUAAUGAGUUCCCAUCUGCUCACUUCAAUCUGCGUACACCAUACACGUGCCAGUUUACUCUUUGUUUGGAGGGUACUGCUUUGUUGUGUUGGUUUUUUUUUCUUUCUCUUUCUAGACCUGGAGUAUUUGAAAGUAGGAGAUGAGUGGUAUCGAUUGAGAUCUUUUUAUGGUGACAUUCUUGGCAGCCAGAACCUGUGUUUAGAAAGGAUACAGUAGAUCAUGGCCAGAUUACCUGAUGACUGCUUCCCAGCACUGAAAUGCUAUUAAGUAGGAGCUGGUAAAGUCUUGCAGUAGCCUAUUAAUUAUAAUACAAUAUGGAGAGAAAUGUCAUCUGAUGUAAUGUGAGAGCUAUCAAGGCUGGGAAUAUAUGGGCUUUGGGGAGACAGAUUUAAAGACCUAUUCCCAACAUUGUUCUUAACGUUGUUGGGUUCCUCCUCCCUUCUUUCCUUAUUGUAACAUAGAGAAAGUUGCUGCCAUCCUCCAGGCCGUUCUCAUUCUCUUAUGGUUGGUGCAAUCAAACGACUUUGGUGCAGGAGAAAAUGGAGAUGCUGUAGGGCAUUGCUUCCUUUCUGUAUGGCUGAUUCACUGGAGCAAUGGAAGAUGGCUUAAGAGCUGUGCUCUGCAUCAUCAGAUGUUUGGAAAUCCAGAAGGGAGUUGCUUUUAACGCAUGUCACAAGGGGUUGGGGGGAGGCAGUUGUUACUUCUGUUUGAGCAGCAAAGGGUGUUUAGGAACGCUGUGCAAAGGGGAUGAUGCUGAAAGUCCCUGGGCUUGCCUGGAGCUCUGAAAAGACUCACCUGUACAAAAAGAAGGGUAUCUGAGGAUCGCUUCCUGUCCGUGGGAGAUAGAACAGUCCUUUCUCCCCUCUGGUUAGUGGGAAGAACGUGGGCUUUGGAUUUUUCAGAGAGUUAGCAAUAGGAGACACGUGUUAAAAAAAAAAAUUGUGCCUGUGCUUGGGAAAGCACAGGGAUUGGGGAAAGGCAGAGCAUCAUUUGUGUAUCCACAAAUAAUUUGUUCACAAUUAUAUCCACAGCUUGUUAGAGUGCUCUUUCAUUUGCUGAUGGUUCAUCGGUGCCUCCUGCAGUGUCAGUGCUUCAGUCAUCAGAGAGGGAGACGCAGCGGUGUUGUAGCUGGCUUCAGUCAAGCCCAACUCCUGAUUCCAGUGGCAGCAUGCAGGAAUUGUAUGGGAGAAGUACUGUGUAUUGAUGCUACAGGAGCAGAGAACGAGGAAGGGGACACACUGAUAAAACUGCCUUCCAAAACCUUCAUUUUUUGAAGAGCAAGAAGAUGAGUGAUUGCAUUAAUUUCUAUUAUCAGUGUCUUUUCUGAAGGCUCAGUGAAGUUUUUCAUCUUAGAACUAGGGAAAGAAAAGAGAUCAAGUUCCAAUUUGAGUUUUGAACAAAGUUUUGGGCUACUGUUUGUUUUAGUUUCGGUUCCCACUUGGCAUUAUUGUUGAGAGAAAGGAGCAAUCCCUUGUUCCUCAAAAGCAGAUGCCUAGUUGGCCUAGGGAAAACUAAUGGAGAGUUUUCAUAUAAGUCAUUUUGCCCCUUUGUGGAAGCAAUGCAAGCUUUUCUAAGAAAAGCUGUUGAGUUUUGUCAACUUCAUUAGUCAUUCAGAGCAUACUAGGAAUUUCAGUAGAUAAUCCUUGGCCUGCACAUCCAAUUGUUCUAAGUAUUUGGUGUUUGAAAUCGAACCUGGCUGAUUUUUAUUGGCCUCUCCUGAAAUUCUUGGAAUCAGGUUUCCAGUUAAGGACGUGCGUUUGCAAAUUCAGAAUUGGCUUCCUGAACAUUCCUCAUUUUCAUUAUAUUAAAAGGAAAAAAAAAAAAGCCAUUUCUGCAAACAUCCCUGCCAAUAAACCCUUUCAUUUCUUUUUACAUCUAAAAUGGCAAGAUUCUGACUCAAUUUAGAGUAGCACAAGCCUAUUAAUUCUCAUAGAAGCAUGGCUGCUUAUUGUGCUCUUGAUGUGAUCCAUAUUCCUGGAGCAAAGGGCAUUAUCUAUAUAUCUGCUGUUACAGUCAAUGGAUUUUACAGCCACCCUUCUUUGCAGCCAGUUUGGAGUGCACAUCAAAAUAUAUAGCAUUUUUCAGCAAAGCCAACUCUUUACUCAGUAACUUCUGAGAUUAAAAUAAUUUUAUUCUUCUUAAGAAGUGCUUCCAUCUAUGAAUUGAUGAGAGAAGUGUGUGGGCUUUAUCCGCUAUUGGUCCACAUUAGAGAAAGAAUCUGAAUUUGUAAACUGGCCUUUUUUUUUUAAUUGUAGUAGUAAUUUCUGCAGUCUGAGGGGACAGCUCACGAGUAGCCAUGUGGAAGUACUGUAUAUUUACUUACUGGUGAAGAAAUUGUCUAUUUUUAAAGAAUUCCCAAAUUUCUUUCUGUUUAUAAAGGCACUCCUAAACUGGGGCUGUCAGGAGGAAGAGGAAGGCCAUGAACCCAACCAAACCCUUGAAAACUGGCCUUCAGUAGGGUAUUAUUCCUAUUGCCUAGGUCCUGAACUGUUGUUUUUUUAUAUUUUCUUAUUUGAGAACACGUUGUGAAAGAUGACAGAGAACAGUCCUUCCUCCAGAGAAAAGCUUUGGAGACAAUGUAGGGAAAGGUGCUUACUUCAGCCAAGGACAGGAGCAGUGCUAAUGCAGAUCCUUCAAGAGGUAAUAUUCCUUUUACUUAACUCUUGCUGUGCAUUAUAAUGUAAUAAGGAGGGAUAAGGGAGGCUGCACCGUUACCUGAAUCAACUAAACUCAAGGAGGGAAUUGUAGGAAGAGGGUGAUGAAAUUGACUUUGAUGCUGGAAAUGUGCAUCCUUGCUUGGCUUAGUAUCCUUUAAAAACAAAAAUAGAUGGCAGCAAUGACUUGCGGUCUAGAGCAGUUGGAGAUAUUGGGAAAGUAUAUUUAUAUAUAUGGUAUUAUAUAAUUAGAUAUAUGCUUUAUUGUAAACGUGCCUUUUUGAAACGCAUUUUGAAAGUUGAUGAUGUCAUUCAUGAUAUCUUGCCCUGCCCUUUCAGAAUGCACGACAAGAGCCAACCCAAAGUAAAAACCCCUUCUUGUACCAUGGGCAAGGCAGAUCCCAGACUGCUGGGUCGGGAGGGAGCUGUGCUAGUGUUUAGCUGUGAGGUGUGCAGGAAGAGGCUGCAGGAGUGAGAAGAGCUGCAAUCAUGCUGGCCAGAUGCAUCCAGCAUCCAGCUGGAGCUGGUCUAUAGGGCUGGUCCCAACCUACUGAGCGUUGGAAGAUGAGACCGUGAUGCCAGUGCCCCCCCCUGUUGUUGGAACAGAGCAAGGAGAAACCCAUCUGGGUGAUGUUAUGGGAGAGGUGUGUGUUGGAGACAGGCAGGAGCUUGCUCCCUUCUGCAUGGGUUUGUGAGCUGGCAUGCUUGGAUGAGAAGUGCAGAAUUGUUUUGGUGCUUCCUGGCAGGCUGGUGACCUCGUUUGAGACCUGAUUAUUUUACCUGCAGCAUCAGUGAGUGCUGGCACAAGUUGAGUCUAGUGCCAGCUCCUUGGCACGUGUCUGCUGGGGCUGACCAUCCUGGUGGGAGGAUGGAUAAGGAAUCAGGGAAAGAAGAGGCAGAACUUGCUCUGUAGUGACAGUAUUCUGUUUUAUCCCGUUAAGAAAAGGGCUGAAGGAUCAGCCAGGAAGAACAUUGGCAAUUUCUUGUUUUAGGCUCAUGCAGCAAUCCGAGUUACUUCAGUUCACUUCCAGCCCUCAGAAUGGUGGUUACUGCCCUGUUCACGUGGAUCCCUGUUUGGGAGUACAGCUGCCUAUGCUCUCCUGCUGCAACAUCCCUUUCCUUUGCACCGUGAGACUUACUGUUCUGUGGGCAGCAGUGACCAUCCUAAUAUUAUUUACAGUUAAAAAAAGAAAAAAAAAAAAGAAAAAGAAAAAAAAAAGAAAGAAAGAAAAAAAAAAGCUUUACAGUUAACCCUGUGCUUAACGUGUUAGAUUAGGGCUUUCCUUGCUGAGUGGUACAGCGCAGCAAUUUCCACCAGCUCUCAGUCAGCAGCACCCAAUAGCGGGUGAAGGCGAUUCCACAGGUGUGUCUGUAGCAGCCUUAAUCCUUUCUGCCCAGCAGUUUGUGUGUGCUGGCAGCCUGCAGUCCACGUUGUCCACUGAUGUGAAAUAUGGGAGCCUCCUGCGAGGCAGAGGGGAGCAUGAUGCCGUUAUUGGCACAAAGAGGCCAGUUUGCAGUAAAUUGGGCCAUUUAGCUUUACCUCAAGUGACGUGGAAUAAGAAAAGCUUCUUUUAGGGGUAGAGGUCACUGAAUCCCCGACUAUGCACUUACUGGGAUUUGACAUUGCUUACUGGAAAUGGAUGUUCGCUUCUGAGCACGCUGUAACAAGGGAAGGACUUUUGGUUGUUUUGUUUUUUUGUUGUAGUUCAGAUUCUGAAACUGUGAUUGAUUCUUUUGACUAAUUGUCAAGUGUUCUCAGAGCUUGAACGUGUUCCCUUCCUCUGUCAUGUAGCAGUUUCCUUUGGUUUUCAGUUGUUUUCUCUUUCUCCCCCUUUUCCUUCUCUUAGCUUUAAGUCUGGGCCUGCUCUUAUCUCCUGUAGCUUGGGGCUGUUUAGGGUUUUUUUUUGUGUGUGUGUGUUUUUUUGUUCAUUGGCUGUACAGUCUGUUUACAUAUUUUUGUACUCAAGUGUAGUUUUAUAUUAAAAACAGGAAAAAGAAAAAAACAUAGUUGAAUUGAGAAAAAAUAUUAAGGUACGUACUCUUUGUAACACUUUAAAGACCUAGGGUACCUUCAGAGGUGACUUUGCAGUGAUGUAAUUAUGAUACUGUAUAUUUGCCUUCCUUUUUAGUUAUUUUUGUUUUCUGGUUUAUUUUUUUUUUUUUCCUAAAAUGUAUAUCUUUUUAUGAGAAACUGGAAACUUUUAAUGCAAAUGUUUAGAAAGAUUUAACAUUGUAAAGUAAAAAGAAAAAAGUCAUAUAGUUUUUUUUUUUCCUGUUGGAAGAAAAUGCUUUAAAAGUUUUACUACUGUUGUAUUCCAGGGUGGGGGUUAUCAACCCCAAAUUUCCUUCUUAUGCUUCAUUCUUGGGUCUUGCUUUCUAAAGAUGCUCAUUGCAGACAUGGAUGAUUCGCUUGUGUUAGUUUAAAAAGAAAGUCACAAAGAAAACCACCUUUUAGGGGUACUUUUCGGUUCAAGUGCAAUACUUCCCCUGAUGUCUUAUUAAUGUACUAUGGUUUCCUUUUCCUUUCCUCAGUCAAUGCAAAUCAGUGAAGCAAAAUGCUCUAUCUUAAAUACAUUCAAAGAGAAGUUUUGAAUAAGUACAUCAGUUCCGAUUUUGGCUGACAGAAAGUGAGAAGCUGUAGGUUAAGACAGAAGCCCAGCCCUUAACUCUGCUUGUAUUCGGCACUGAAACGCAUCCAGUGGUCUGAACUGAGGACAAAUGUGUUCUUGCCUCUUCCUUCCUUUUCUAAUUGCAGCUUUCUUUUCUUCCUUUAAAAAAAAAAAAAAAAAAAAAAAGAAGAAGAAAAAAAGAAAAACAGAAAAAAAGCACUUAAUAUUGAUGUUUAUGGAAAAAUACCAGAAAAUAAAAAGAUGGCUCGGUCCGAUCCAAAACCCACUCAGUGGAGACUCUCAUUGAGUUUGAUGAUGGAUUUUGGAUUAGGCCUAAGCUCUUAGCUAAGGCAAAGCUUCCAUUUGCUCUAGUGGGAGAGAUUUGCCUGCGUAAGAAUUACAGGACUUGUGUCCUUUAUCUACCUGAGAGACCAGAAAAGCUUCUUUACAGUUGUCCUUGUCUUAUAUAUGUUUAGAUGGGACUUGUUUUACAUACUAUACAUAUUUAUAUAUAGCGUAUUUUUAAUGCCUCUUUCCCCCCUCUCCCCUGGUAGACUGAAACCGCUGUUCUGUAAAUAUGUAUUUAGGUACAUAACAAAAAGAGAAAAAACCCCAUUGAGAUUCUUGCAAAGGCAGUUGCUGCGCAUGCACAGGAGCCACUUUUGUCUCUUAAAUUUGUAUUUAAGAUAUUCCUUUUUCAAAAUAACAAAGGUGAGGAGACCAUAUCUCAUUCUGAUGGAUUGCCAAAAUAUUUCCCCAGGCUCGGCUGUCUGAGCUGAAGAAGGAAAGUGCAUUCUGUGGGUGACUGCCCACGGGUUCACGCUUUUAGGGCCAAAUUCUGGUAAUCUGCUGUAGGCUGUAUAGGUUCCCCCUCCAACAGGGACCACGCUGGAGCAGUGGGGUUGUAGCAAAGCGCAAAGAUCUCGUGACCAUAAUUUCAGAUCUUGACCCAUUUGUCUCGGCAUCUUUUGUGACAUGGGGAGCUGCUCUCUGCCCACUCGGGUGCCGAAUUCCAUGUUGGUCCUGGUUGCUUCCAGGCCAGGGUUUUUAGUUUUGUGACCGAUGUUCUGAGCUGAAAUUGAGGACUCUAAAAAAAAAGUAAAAAAUGAAAUUAAAAACAGAAUUUACUCCAAAACGCAGUGAACACACUGAGAUUUGCCCCGCUGCUUUUCUUGGAAAUUGGAACAUCCUGCUCUUGUAAAGGAGUUCAGAAAUGAUCACUGUUGCAGUGGUGCGUGUGAGCAACCCCGAUGUAAACCCAUAUCCCUCUGCUAAAGAGUUUCACUGCUGUAGACUGAACUAUGGGACUUAUUUUGGUUUUAUUUUCCACCUUAGUCUACAUGCAUACAUAUGGUUCCACGUCUGUAUGUGUGUGCUCUGUACAUGUGUGAGUGUUGUGCAGCCACGUGAGAGUGUGAGUCUGUAUGUGUGUAUAAAUAAAAAGAAGCUGCAGAAACUUUGUAAUACUUUGUGAAAAGGAUUAUAUUAUAAAGGUUUGUACUGUCUUGAGUGCACAGCUACUGGAAUAAAUGUAGGGAAUCUCAGGAACAAGCAUAUAAUAUGUCCAAGAAUUAUUUCUUCUCAGAAGUGUAAGUGCAGUUUUUAAUUCUGUAUAUUAUUUAAUAUUUUACCAAUAAAAAUAAACUUCUGACAUGAAAGGGUUUUCCAUUCAA